AUGCCUCGGCUCCUGAGAAGUGUCCUCUGUGUAAUCGAGACAUUCCACAAGUAUGCCAGGGAGGAUGGCAACGGGGUGACACUGACCUGCAGAGAGCUGAAACAACUCCUCCAGGGCGAGUUUGGGGACAUCCUUCAGCCACAUGUCAUUCAUGCUAUGGAGAAAAACGUGAACCUUCUGGAUAUUGGCAGUGACGGCACCAUCAGUUUUGAUGAAUUUGUCCUUGCAACCUGUAACUUGUUGAACCACUGUUAUCUUGACAUACAAUCAUUAAAUUCAGAGCCAAGACAGGUAUCUAAACCAGAGAGGAAAAACCCAGAUGAUGUGGAUCCUCAGGCAACCAUCAGAAACGUUCAGCUAACAGAGGAAACUCCACCUACUCAAGAUAAAGUGGUGCUUCCUUCAGGAAUGGCACAAUCAUCUCAGCUCAACCCUGAAGAAAAGAAACGGGUUGAACACAAUAGGGUGGACCCACAGGAAGACUUCAAGACUCAUAACCUGCCAAGAGAAGCAUCAGAGCACAAUGACUCUGAGAACCAACACCUGGAAGGAGAUGAACAGAUCCAGGAAGUGGCCCAGGAUGUACAAGCAGCAGGAGACAAUGGGGCCCAACUUGAGCCAAACAAGGCAAUGACAACAUCAGAAGAGACCAGCAGUCCCACAAAGGGGGAGGGACAGGAUAAGGAGAUUCCCAGGGAGGCAGAAAAACCAGCCUGGGAACAAAAAGGCACCAAAACAAGAGCCCAGUUGGGACAACAAGGAGGGAACUUGGGAACCCAAAGUUCUCCAGCAGAAGAAACAGUACAGAGGCCAUAUGAAGAUCAUAAAGUUGCAACAGAAAAGAGUGUUCAAGAACAUUCUAAAAUACGGCCAUCCCUGCAAGCAGAAAACGAGUCCAGUUCAGAGCAUGCUGACCUGCCAGAACAAGCUGCUGAAGGUAAACCAUCUCAGACGCAGAAAUUAACUGAUCCUGAGGAUGACGGUAGAACACCUGAGACUUAAGAACCCGGAAAAGAUGCUGAUAGGACACCCCUAGAGACAAAGAAUUCAGCUGGGCCUGGUGAUGAUGGUAGAACAUCUGAGACCCAAGAACCACCAGCACAAGAAAAAGAACGAGAAACAACAGACAUACCAGUCCAAGGUGAUAGCAGACGUAUUUCAGAAACACGUGAUGUUAGGACUGGAAGGAAACUGGGGAGAGGCCCUGAGACCCAUGGAACAACAGAGUGGAAGGAGAGAAAAACUCAGACACCAGCCUUGGAAGUCCAAACGCAGGAUGGGAAGUAUCAGAAACUCCAGGGACCAUCAAAAGAAAGGGAUGCUGCAAAAGGGUCUGAGACACAAGAUCUAGGCUCAGAAGGAACAGAUCAGAGUCAUCCUGAAACUGAAGGAGCAGCAGCCCCAGGAGAAGACAUACAAUACACUGAGAAAGGCACAGCAGAAGUACUUGUGGGCAGCAAAAACGCCCCUGUGGCAGAAGGGACAGCAGGAGCAAGGGAAAGAACACAGGAGUCAGCACCACUUGAAAGCCAGUCUGGAGGGAAAAAGAGGAGGAUCACUAAGACUGAAGACAAGCCAGUCAAGGAGGAUGACAGCUACCAGGGGGAAGACCCUGCGCCACCAACCACACAGAAUGAUGAAGGGUCCUCUAAAACUCCCAACAGCCUUGCUCCAGAGGAAGGUGACAGCAGCUUAGAGACAGGUGACCUGCCUGUACAAGGGGAUCCCCAGAGUCAGGUAGACCCACAGGGAGAGUCUACGCAAGGAGGCUGCAAUAAUGACUUGGAUGCCCCGAAGCAGGCAGCAUCAGCUGAGAAAUACAGAGCUCAGGAGGCAGCGGUGCUGCCAGUCAGAGGAAAGGCUGAGCAGCUCACAGACGAACAGGAACUCCCCAGAGGAGAACACAAGAGUCAGGACUCAGGAACCAAAGGGCCAGGCCCAGCUGUGGAGCUUAAUGGACACCCAGAGGCACAGCAGUCCACGGCAGGAGGUGAUAAUGGAAAGUCUGUGGAGACCGAGAUCCCAGGAGCGCUGGUUGCAGACUACGAUGACCAACCUUCUGUAAUGCAACAACCUGCAAAGGGAGACGGCAGGAAAAAACUGAAGGUCCAAGGCCCAGGUACCAAAGAAGAAGAAGGUGGAGGACCAGAGACCCAGGAGACUCCAUUAAAAAGUCUGGAUGAGGACACCUCAGCCUCCCCUGAGACACACCCUGAGGAACCUGCAACAUGGAAGGAGGAGGAAGAAAAUCCCCAGGAGCUGGCAGAAGGUGAUGACCAGCAACAUCACAAGAGAGGGGGCUAUUCUUCAGUCCCCCAGCUAGGCCUUGAAGAGAGAAUGCAGAGGGACCAACAGCCCUGUUCUGUGGAGAAGGGUUCAGUCCAUCCCAGCCCACUGUAUAUGUAUCUGCAGGAGAAGAUUCCACAGCAAAUAGACAUAGCCCACCAGGAGCCUCAAAACCAAGCUCAGCUAGUCCAGGCAUCAGGCCCAGAGCUCAGCACUAACCAGUCAAGGGCAUCCCUCACCAGCGAGAUCUCCAACUGUCUUACCAUUUUUUACCACAGCCAAGCAUUACGACAGUACACCAGGGAACUCUCACCUGAUGAGGCUCCUGCUGACCCAUAGCAGACGUCAGCUCCCCAGGCCCUGGAAGACAAGCAGGGUCACCCUCAAAGAGAGGAACCAGUACCACAAAGGGAAGCAAGCACCACAAAGCAAUGA
Messenger RNA from Trichechus manatus latirostris (Florida manatee), 2721 nucleotides. RefSeq names its product trichohyalin like 1 (gene TCHHL1). The record is from RefSeq and is a predicted model, not a curated record. NCBI's taxonomy places the organism in Eukaryota, Metazoa, Chordata, Mammalia, Sirenia, Trichechidae. Gene Ontology annotation, molecular function: transition metal ion binding.